GGUUGCUAGGGCAACAGCGUCCUAGAGACGCGGCUCGCGCCCGCCCCUGGAAUCCCUGCGACCAGGUCCGCGCACGGGUGUGGGCGCAGCGAGGUGGAGGUCAACCAGCCGGGAUUCUCAGAUUCGCAAGUAUUUGAUCUAGGAGAAAAUGAAACGCAGCGGUGUCAGGCUAAAUGCUGCCAAAGUCAACAGCACUAGGUCGUGCAGCACCAAGGCCAGGGAUUUAAUGCGCAAAAUGGCGAUCUUACCAGACUGGCAUAGUCUGUACCCUACUACCUUGAAGAUGUAUUCCCGCCCCCACUCCUCACCCGUCAGAGUGCAUUCGAGGACUGGCUGCCAAGAUUUAGGUAGACCCUCUUCGUCAACCACACCUGUUGCCAACCCAGUCCUUUCCUCCUCAGACGUUGAACGGAUUCUGUCUCAAAAGCUCUCCAACAAAAGGGAUGAAAUGAAAAAGGUCUUCCAGGUUCUCGACUCGACCCACAGCCAGACGGUGACGAAGGGGGAUCUGAAGCGCGCCAUCACGGCCUUUCUCAUGCCUCUCACAAGAGAGCAGUUCCAGGACUUGCUGGCGCAGAUCCCACUCACCAGCUCGGGCAACGUGCCAUACCUUGAAUUCCUGUCCAGGUUCGGUGGAAUUGAUCUAAAUAUAAACAUUAUGAAGAGGGGAAACGGGGACGAGAUUGAUCACAGUCGGACCUUCAAAGAACUUGAAGCCCAACUUGCUGGAAAGGUCUUCCGAAACCUGAAGACCACGUGGAAAGCCCUCCAGCUCAUCGAUGUCAACAACACGGGCAAGGUGCAGUCCAGAGAGCUGAGGCGGGUCCUGGAAACGUUCUGCCUGAGGAUGAGGGAUGAGGAGUAUGAGAUGUUCUUGAAAGAGUACAACAUUGGCGGCACUAUGGUGGACUACAAUGCUUUCCUGAAGAACCUCAGCAUAAGCAGUGACAUGAACUUUAAACACCCACAGUCCGGUUCAGAGCUCCCCAGGGAGAAUCAGCAAGCCAAGACUGCCCGGAGGGAGCGGCCGCUCAACUCCACGUCAUCUGAAGAUGUCUGGAAGAACUACUCCUUAGACGACCUGGAAAAGACCUUUUGUCAAGAGCUUUCAAAGUCUUAUGAAAAGAUCGAGAAAGCCCUGAGCGCAGGAGACCCUUCCAAAGGUGGCUACGUCUCGCUGAAUUACCUGAAGGUUGUCCUUGACACCUUCGUAUACCGGUUACCGAGAAAGAUUUUUAUCCAGUUAAUGAAAAGAUUUGGACUUAAAACCACCACGAAAGUCAAUUGGAAGCAGUUUUUAACAGCGUUUUAUGAGCGGCAGGGGUUGGAAGUCAGCAAGCCAACUCCCCAGAAAAAAAGAAGCAGCACUGACUCGAGAAACCAGUCUCGCAGGGAAAAUGUCAUCAAGAAGUUAUUCAGGUACUCGGAGGAGCGCUAUACAGCCCUGAAGAAGUCCUUGUUAAUAAUCAGCACGACGCCCAGUGGACACAUAGCUUGGGAUGAACUGCGACACGUCCUAAACUGCAUGGUUGCAAAGUUAAGUGAUUUGGAAUUCAAUGAACUGAAGCAGACAUUUGACCCCGAGGGCACUGGAGCAGUGAAGAUCAGCUCCCUACUCGACGCGUUGGAUGGUAGCCCCAAGGUGAGAAAAAUGUCCCCCUCUACAGAGACCAAGGCACCUCUGCCUGUGGCUUGGAAUCCAGUAGAAGAAAUGGUGCUUGAUGCCAUCACCAGGAACCUCCAGGCCUUUUACGGCAUGCUGCAGUCAUAUGACCUUGGCGAUACAGGGACCAUAGCAAGAAAUAACUUCAAGAAAGUCAUAAACAUAUUCUGCCCAUAUCUCUCGAAUGAGCACUUUGUAAAACUCUACAGUAAGUUUCAAGACACAGCCUCAGGACGGAUCCUGUACAAGAAACUUCUGUUGUCCAUCGGUGUCAAUAUCCCACCGCCCAUCCUUCCACUUUCUGUUCCGAAGGAUCAGCUAAGCGAAAAGCUGCAAUACGAGGAGCAGGGCCAGCCAGAUCUUCCUGAGAGAACCCAGCCCAGGAGGGACAAAACCACGGAGGCCAAGAACAUGACCAAGGAAGAAGUCAUCGACAGACUCAAGCACUGUAUCCAGCAGCAGGACCCCGUGUUCAAAGAGCAGUUUCUUAGCAUCAGCAAGGAACCUGAAGUGAAGAUCGGCCUGGAGGACUUCCGGAAGGUCCUGGAGGAAAGCGGAAUGCCUAUGGAUGACAACCAAUAUGCAAUGCUGGCCUCCAAGAUAGGCUACAAGAAGGAAGGCAUGAGCUACCAGGACUUCACCUCGGGAUUUGAAGACACUAAGCCGAGUGGACAGGAAACUAAUCCACUGCAGCCACGCGCUGCCUCGAAAACAAACUUGGAUGAACACUUCAUGCCGGCUGAAGAAUGCCAGAGACUCUUCCCAAAGAAGCUGAAGGAGUCGUUCCGGGACCCCUACUCUGCCUUCUUUAAAGUAGACACUGACAGGGAUGGCAUAAUCAACAUGCAUGAUCUUCACAGAUUGCUACAGCACCUACAGCUCAACAUGAAGGACUGCGAGUAUGAGCGCUUCCUCAGCCUCCUGGGCUUGAGACUUAGUGUCACCCUAAACUUCCGAGAGUUUCAGAACCUGUGUGAGAAGAGGCCCUGGAGAGCAGAUGAGGCCCCUCAGAGGCUCAUUAGAUAUAAACAGAAAGUUGCAGAUUCAGAACUAGCCUGUGAGCAGGCUCAUCAGUACCUCGUCAUCAAAGCCAAAACCAGAUGGGCAGACCUGUCCAAGAAUUUCAUAGAAACAGAUAAUGAGGGCAACGGUAUUCUCCGGCGAAGGGACAUCAAGAAUGCACUGUAUGGCUUUGACAUCCCCCUCACCCCACGGGAAUUUGAGAAGCUUUGGCAAAAAUAUGACACGGAGGGAAGGGGCUACAUCACAUACCAAGAGUUCCUGGAGCGACUAGGCAUCCGGUACUUGCCAAAGGUCCACCGGCCCUACAAGGAAGACUAUUUCAACUUCCUGGGUCACUUCACAAAGCCCAAGCAGAUCCAGGAGGAAAUCCAGGAGCUGCAGCAGAUGACCGAAAGGGAGAAGCUCAUGGAACAUUAUGAAGAGAUCAGCAAGGCACUCAACAUGCUAGAAAAAUCCAAGACGGGCUCUGCAGCUCUCUCCAAGGUGCAGAAUGCGCUGCAAGAAUGUGGGUGUUCCCUGAAGGAAGAGGAGCUCAUCAGCCUUCUGAAGAGCUUGGGCAUCAGUGUGCAUAACAAUUGCAUCAAUCCCCUCGACUUCCUGAGAGCACUUGAGAUCAGCAAGACAAGCAAAGCUCAGCCAAAAGAAAAAGAAGAAUGCUCUCCACGGACCAACUUCUCCAAGCUGAACCCCGAGGAGGUGGUGAAGAGCAUGCAGGCGGUUGUGGAAUCCUCCCAGCCUGCUUUGUUAAAGGCAUUUUCUGCACUGGAUAAAGAGGACACUGGGUUCGUGAAGGCUGUGGACUUUGGAGAUGUCCUGAAGAGUUUCUGUCAGAAACUAACAGAUAACCAGUAUCAUUAUUUUUUGAGGAAAUUAAGACUCCACCUAACGCCCACCAUACACUGGAAAUACUUCCUGGAGAACUUCGGCUCCUUCCUGGAGGAGACUGCUGAUGAGUGGGCAGAGAAGAUGCCCAAGGUCUCACCCCCUACAUCUCCCAAAGAAGUAGCCAAAAAAGACAUCUUGGCACGAGUGCACAAGGCAGUGGCUUCCCACUACCAUGCCAUCGCCCAGGAGUUUGAGAACUUUGAUACCAUGAAGAGCAACACAGUCUCCAGAGAUGAGUUCAGAUCUGUCUGCACCCGCCAUGUGCAGAUCCUGACGGACGAGCAGUUUGACAGGUUGUGGAGCGAGAUGCCCGUCAAUGCCAAGGGGCGGCUCAAGUACCAGGACUUCCUCAGCAGGUUCAGCACCGAGAGAGCACCCUCGCCGCCCAUGGCUGCUGGCGACUCUGGCGACUCGACCGUUGCCCAGAGGGGAAGCAGUGCCCCUGAGGUCUCCCAAGGAACCAGAUCCACCCUCUGCUCUCCUCAGGGCUCCAGAACCGGGUUGAAAUCAAGGAGUUACCCCAGUACCCCAGCGGGCACCCCACCCCUGCAGAACUGCGAGCCCAUUGAGAGCAAGCUCCGCAAGCAGAUCCAGGGUUGCUGGCGCGAGCUCCUGAAGGAAUGCAAGGAGAAGGACAGUGACAAGCAAGGGAGCGUCACUGCAGCAGAGUUCCUGGCUCUUGUGGAGAAGUUCAAGCUGGACAUCAGCAAAGAGGAGAGCCAGCAGCUCCUUGUCAAGUAUGACCUGCAGAACAACGGCAAGUUCGCCUACUGCGACUUCAUUCAGAGCUGUGUCCUCCUGCUGAAGGCCAAGGAGACCUCACUGAUGCGGAGGAUGAGGAUCCAGAAUGCGGACAAGAUGAAAGAAGCCGGCGUGGAGACGCAGUCCUUUUACUCGGCCUUGCUGCGGAUCCAGCCCAAGAUUGUUCACUGCUGGAGGCCCAUGCGGCGUACCUUCAAGACCUACGACAAGAACGGGACUGGGCUCCUGAGCGUGGCUGACUUCAGGAAGGUGCUGCGGCAGUACAGCAUCAACCUGUCGGAGGAGGAGUUCUUCCACGUGCUUGAGUACUACGACAAGUCGCUGUCAUCCAAGAUCUCCUACAAUGACUUCCUGCGUGCCUUCCUGCAGUAGGCACCCAGGCGGGGCUGCGCUGGGGACAGCUGUGGCCUCGGGGUCUGUCCCCAGACUAGCAAAACCAGACGAUGGAGGGCUGCAGCGAAUUCCCCAGAGCGGCUUCAUAGCCGAACCCUACCCAGCAUCAGGCUCCUUCCUGAGACGUGCAGGCUCUUAUUCCAACCCUCACUGGGGCCUCCCUGGGUCAGCGCAGGGUGGCCGCUGGCCUUGGGCAACCUCACUCAUUAGUAUGAGCAAAUAAAAUAGUCUUUGCAGGAACGACUCUUGAGACUUUGAAAGAACUGCUACUAAUAAAAUGUUGUAAAACUUGG
This is a messenger RNA of Alexandromys fortis (reed vole), 5019 nucleotides long. RefSeq names its product EF-hand calcium binding domain 6 (gene Efcab6). The record is from RefSeq and is a predicted model, not a curated record. Gene Ontology annotation, cellular component: nucleoplasm. NCBI's taxonomy places the organism in Eukaryota, Metazoa, Chordata, Mammalia, Rodentia, Cricetidae. Gene Ontology annotation, molecular function: calcium ion binding. Bases 149 to 4705 code for a protein of 1518 amino acids. The transcript has 32 exons.